This is a messenger RNA of Penicillium griseofulvum, 2616 nucleotides long. RefSeq lists its product as uncharacterized. Lineage: Eukaryota; Fungi; Ascomycota; Eurotiomycetes; Eurotiales; Aspergillaceae. Gene Ontology annotation, cellular component: membrane. The record is from RefSeq and is a predicted model, not a curated record. Gene Ontology annotation, biological process: transmembrane transport; amino acid transport. The transcript has 8 exons. The coding region runs from base 1 to 2616 and encodes 871 amino acids. Gene Ontology annotation, molecular function: transmembrane transporter activity.
AUGGCAGACGAAGUCACCACUCACCAGCAUUGUUCCUCGAAGAACAAAGGCUCGGAGCCCGAUCCACCUGCAGAAUUUCCCAGCAUUGAGGAAGGCAAGCAGACUUCAGCAAAUGGGGUACUAGAGGCCCUGGGAUACGAGCCCGAGCUCGUUCGAAACCGCUCCACACUUCAAAUAGCUUUCAUGUCCUUUGUACUGGCAGCGAUACCAUAUGGACUGGCUACAACUUUCAUCUACCCUCUUAUUGGAGGAGGCCCUGUCAAUAUAAUCUGGGGAUGGCUUGUCGUCUCUUUAAUUACUCUAUGUGUGGCUGCCUCACUUGGCGAAAUAACCUCGGUCUAUCCAACUGCCGGAGGAGUCUACUACCAGACUUUUAUGCUGUCUCCGCCGUCAUAUCGAAGGAUUGCCUCGUGGAUUUGCGGAUGGUCAUAUGUUGUUGGAAAUAUCACCAUCACACUUGCAGUCAACCUUGGGAGUACCCUUUUCUUCGUCUCGUGUAUCAACGUCUUCGAAUCCGCUCCAGGGGUGGGAAUCUUCCAAGCGGAAACAUACCAAGUUUUUCUCAUAUUUCUCGCAGUCACAUUCUUUGCUAACGCAGUAUCGGCCUUUGGGAACAAAUGGCUACCUUAUCUUGAUACAUUCGCAAUAUUCUGGACGCUUGCAGGAUUGUUGGCUAUUAUAAUAUGUGUUCUUGCGAUUGCGAAAGAGGGUAGACAUGACGCCGAGUAUGUUUUCACUAGUUUUAAGCCCGAAUCUGGUUGGCCACCAGGCUGGUCCUUUUGCGUCGGACUUCUGCAGGCAGCUUAUAGCACUUCCUCCACUGGUAUGGUGAUUUGUAUGUGUGAAGAAGUUCAGCAACCAUCAACACAAGUUCCAAAAGCAAUGGUUGGAGCGGUCAUUAUAAACACCCUGGCCGGAUUCCUCUUCCUUAUCCCAUUGGUUUUCGUGCUCCCCGACACGAAGGUUUUAGCCGCUCUCGAAUCCGGCCAACCAGUUCCGAGUAUUAUCAAGUCCGCCAUUGGAAGCCCAAUUGGGUCAUUCCUGCUUCUCCUACCGUUGGUAGUGCUCGCUCUGUUUUGUGUUAUAGGCUGCACUACGGCUGUCUCCCGAAGCACAUGGGCAUUUGCUCGCGAUGGGGGUAUACCAGGCUCCAUAUGGUGGAGGCAGGUAAAUAGAGAUGGCGUACCUUUCAAUGCUAUGAUGCUCGGCAUGGUUGUUCAAAUAUUGCUCGGAUUUAUUUACUUCGGGUCAACUACUGCUUUCAACGCUUUCACUGGCGUCGGAGUUAUUACAUUGACUGUCAGCUAUGCAUGCCCAAUCGUUGUAUCUCUUGUUGGAGGCCGAAGACACAUAAAAAAUGGGCAAUUUAACCUUGGCUCCCUCGGGUUGGUUUGCAAUAUUGUGGCACUGGGAUGGAGUAUUCUUGUCAUUCCAUUAUUUUGCAUGCCUUCUUCAAUCCCUGUGACUGCAAAUACGGUCAACUAUGCACCAGUGGUGUUUGUUGCGUUUAUAAUAAUUGCUUCUGGAUGGUACUGGGCUUGGGGCGGAACGCAGAUGGAAGCGAUUGGCGACAAACUCGACGGGCUAACUUUCACCUUGAAGACCCAAGCGACCUCUCUAAUACCAUUCCUGCUUGGUCUAAAAUAUGUAUUAUCGUGGCCGAUUCUUCCGAUAUUCAGGGAUGCUCACAAUGUCGACAAACCUUCGCCAAUGCAUUUUACACGAGAUUCCGGAGUCACCACUGGGUUCAAUACCUGGUCUAAAUUUGCCGUGAAAAAGGUAGACCAUAAUAGUGCCAAGUUCAAAUGGUAUCAUACAAAUAUCUUCACGCGGUGGCUACCCUCAACCAAUCAAACUGUGAUUCUCGCCUUCGAUCUCGACUCACCCGUCAAAGAACGUUUCCUGAGAGCAGUGAUGAAACCGAAUGAAAGCUGGCUCAGCGAUCCAUUUUGGAUCUAUCCAUAUUUGAUCGAGCUGAUUGCGCUGUUUGAGGAGCCCUCCGUAUGGGCUAUCCGAGAUCAUGUCCGAGCAAUGGAGACAGAGGGAAAACCAGAAGGAAGACCGCAACCCGAUUACAGACAACUUCACGACCUCGCUAGACAUGCUAUUCAUGUGAACGAGACGCUCGACGUUGCCUCGCAAAAUAUAGAGCACAUCUUGAUGCAACACGAGAACUAUACAAACUCGAACCCAGAUAAUGACCCUGCUACAUCUGAAGACAUUCGCUUUCGUUUGCGAUCCUGGCAGUCUUUCAUCACCAGCCUACGAUAUCGGUCCAAUUCAAAUGAGAAGAGAUUACAAAAUGAAAUCCAACUGUCCUUUAAUACUGUGGCUCAGCAUGAUGCUGGAAUUACCCUGGAAAUUGGUCGGGCAACUCAAAUGGAUAGUGCCACGAUGAAAACGAUCGCCUUUGUUACACUUACGUUUCUUCCUCCUACUUUCAUAUGCGCUAUCUUCAGCAUGUCAUUUUUUGAUUUCGGCGGGGAUUCCGGCUGGACUAUGUCGGACAAGUUCUGGGUUUACUGGGUCUUUGCUAUACCAACUACUGUUCUUACAACUCUAGUAUGGACUUACUGGCCGAAUAUCCGCCGCAUUUUGUUUUCCAACAAUGAAUGA